This is a messenger RNA of Notothenia coriiceps (black rockcod), 1417 nucleotides long. Its product is annotated as basic leucine zipper and W2 domain-containing protein 1-A-like. The transcript has 5 exons. Gene Ontology annotation, molecular function: protein binding. Gene Ontology annotation, cellular component: membrane; cytoplasm. The record is from RefSeq and is a predicted model, not a curated record. NCBI's taxonomy places the organism in Eukaryota, Metazoa, Chordata, Actinopteri, Perciformes, Nototheniidae. Bases 16 to 750 code for a protein of 244 amino acids.
CAAACGGCACUUAUCAUGGCUAGCACAAAUACUUCUAGAUCCUUCCACUUCAGUAGGAACCUUCCUAAGCGAAAAAAGACGAGCGCACCGCAAGCAGGUUUUGCCUUAAUGUUUGACAAUGUGCUUUUUCUUUUUCAGGAGCUUUUCCCUGCCAACAAGCGCAGUUGCGAGUACUUCUCCAAGUACUUCUCCGACGUCGGCCUGAAGGAGCUUGCGGACCAUGCCAGAAACCAGCAGUCCAUUGGUGCUCGCAAGGAGCUUCAGAAGGAGCUUGAGGAGCAGAUGUCACGCGGUGACCCCCUCAAAGAUAUCAUCCUCUACGUCCGAGAGGAAAUCAAGAAGAACAACAUCUCCGAGCAGACGAUGAUUGGGCUGAUUUGGGCAAGUGUAAUGAGCUCUGUGGAGUGGAACAAGAAGGAGGAGCUGGUCACGGAACAAGCCAUCAAACUCUUAAAGCAAUACAGCCCACUGUUGAAGGCGUUUACCUCCCAGGGCCUCUCUGAGCUCACCCUCCUGCUGAAGAUCCAGGAGUACUGCUACGACAACAUCCACUUCAUGAACUCUUUCCAGAAAAUUGUUGUUCUGCUCUACAAAGCGGAUGUCUUGAGUGAGGAGGCAAUUCUAAAGUGGUACAACGAUGCCCACACUGCUAAAGGAAAAAGCGUUUUCCUUGAGCAGAUGAAAAAGUUUGUCGAAUGGCUCAAGAACGCAGAGGAAGAGUCCGAGUCUGAGGAAGAGGAGACAGACUGAUGACCUCUGGCUAAAACUACCAUCUUGAUUUGUAUUUUUACAUUAUCAUAGCAGCAGAUGCAGUAGACUUAUUGCAGAAGUCUUGUCUGUAUUUAGUCUUUUCCUUCUUUAUUAAAUCCCUACCUCCUAAUAUCUAGUUCAACUGUAAUGUAAGGGCUUUAUUAUUGUUUUCAUUUUUUUCCUGUCUCAAUCAAUACUCUUUAAAUUCCUUCAGGAGCCGUGCCGCAUUUCGCUAAAUUAAUCAAAACCCCUUUCCUGUGACAAAAGGGGACUUGUUUUUUUGGACACAGACGGUUCCCUCUAAAAUGAGCCAGUUUGGAUGCAUAUUUCACAGCUAUUGUCUUUAGUCAUGGAACUCUUACUAGCCAGAGGUCCAUCUGUGUAGCCCUGAUAUUUGAGUCCUCUGAGGCAAACUGUUUUUGUAACCUCACUCUACAUUAUACUGCCAAUUAUGUGACUUUUCCCCGGCAGUUUUUAGAUUCUGUCUUCCCUUAAUGGUGAUGGAGGUGUGCCAUGUUUAAAAAGCAAUGGUCACUGUUGCAAUGCCCCAUAAUAUGAUCUUCAAUUUUGUUUUAUACAUCUUGUGUAACAACCAUGCAAGCAUUGUAUUUGUUUGUUUACCUUUACCAUACAGUUUGACUUUUUAAAUAAAGGGGAAUUAAUGGUU